Platichthys flesus (European flounder) is the source of this 5557-nucleotide messenger RNA. Its product is annotated as integrin alpha-M-like. The record is from RefSeq and is a predicted model, not a curated record. NCBI's taxonomy places the organism in Eukaryota, Metazoa, Chordata, Actinopteri, Pleuronectiformes, Pleuronectidae. Gene Ontology annotation, cellular component: external side of plasma membrane; integrin complex. Gene Ontology annotation, molecular function: integrin binding. Gene Ontology annotation, biological process: cell-matrix adhesion; cell-cell adhesion; cell adhesion mediated by integrin. The coding region runs from base 523 to 4143 and encodes 1206 amino acids. The transcript has 31 exons.
ACUUGAAUUGAUUAAAGUGUGGUGGGCAAAGAAAAAAAAUGACAUGUUCAAUGUCAAGAAUAGAUUUUGUGUAAAUCAUUUUGUCACAUUUCACCAUAGCUUUCACUUAAAUAUAAUACUUCUUCCAUCACUGGAUGUAAACCAGGACAACUUUUCUGCAUUCAAGUGAUGGUUUCACUAUCACAGCAAGUUUCUCACACGUUUUAAUUUAACAUCAUCAUCCUGUUAUGAGAAUCCUGUGCUAAUAAUGUCUUGGCCUCCGGAGCUGUCAAUUAAUAACCACCAGUUUCCUUUAUCUUUUUGUUACUGUAACAAUGAGUGAGAAAUAAAGUAUUUCAGAGCAACAAAAGAAAAGAGGAAGGGUGAGGGAAGAGAUACAUUUUGCUGAGAGCAUUGCUGAGAGAGGAGAAGUGUCACAACCACCUGUUACGGAAACACCCUCAUUAAAACAGCGCACAGGAAGUGUUGCACAUAGGGUUUAAACGUGUCAAAGCAGCACCAUCUUUAGCCUUGAGAAGAUUGAUGUUGAAGAUGAGAGACCAGCGUCAUAUUUUCCUGCUCACCUACAUGGUGGCGCUUGCCACCCCUCUUUCUUUGGCUUUCAACAUUGAUGCAAAAAAUCCCGAUAUCUAUGCUGGUGAAAAGAAAGAUUUCUUUGGAUACAAAGUGCUUCAGUUCACGUCCGGCUCAGACAAAGGGAUAAUCGUCACUGCGCCGCUGCAGCUCAAUGGAUCUGGAGGAGUAUGCAGACCUUACAAAAACCAGAGCACCCAGUGUUUCAAUGCUGAAGACAUUACUGUGAAACACGAAACGUUACCAGUGAAGCUCCUCGGCCUGUCGAUCACCGCAGACUCCACAAGCUCCCAGUUCAUAGUUUGCAGCCCAAGUGUAGCCCAUGAAUGUAAUGACAACUCCUAUCUGAACAGUGUGUGUUACAACAUGACAUAUAGUCUUCAGACAACCUCCAAUUUCACUCCUGCUUUCCAAGAAUGUACCAAAAAGACAGUGGACCUUGUCUUUCUGGUUGAUGGAUCAGGCAGUAUGACCGAAGAUGAGUUCAACCAAAAUAAAGUUUUCAUAGUGGAUAUAAUGAACAGCCUUAAGAACACAUCAAUCAAGUUCUCAGCAGUUCAGUUCUCCUCAUACCACAGAACAGUAUUUGAUUUCAACGACUAUCAAGAUGGCAAAGCUCUUGACAAACUUAUGAAAGAACCCCACAUGGAGGAUCUGACCAACACACAUGGAGCCCUCGAAUUUGUGAUGAAAAAUACACUGGAAAACGGAGCUGCAGGUGCCUCUCCUGAUGCAAUUAAAGUUCUGGUUAUAAUCACAGAUGGUGAUCCCAGUGACACAAACAAUGGGAUUAUUGAAAAAUAUGAUGAGAAACAGAUCAUUCGCUUUGUCAUUGGGGUCAAAGAGGCUACGUUAGAAAAAUUCACAGCCAUUGCUUCAAAACCAACAGACCUAUAUGCCUUUAAAAUCGAGGACUACAACGGACUGAAAGGAAUACUGGAAAACUUCCAAAAGAGGAUUUUUAAAAUGGAAGGCUCCAGUGUGGCUCGGGGAGGAGACUUGACGGAGGAAAUGGCUCAGAGUGGAUUCAGUGCUGUCGUCUAUAACAAUACAUUGAUCCUGGGUUCAGUGGGCUCAAAGAGCUGGGGGGGCUCUCUCCGAGAGAUCCAUGAAGGAAAAGAAACACAAAUUGAAGAUCCACCAAUGAAGAAGGACUCCUACAUGGGAUACUCCAUCUCUGUUGGCAAGAGGGACAAUGCUUCUCUAUACUUUGCGGGUGCACCAAGAUUUGAGCACACAGGACAAGUCUUACUUUUCAGACGUGAUGGUGGUAAUUGGGCCGCAGCCCAAACACUAAAUGGUACCCAGAUUGGCUCCUACUUUGGUGCAGAGCUGUGCUCAGUAGAUAUCGACUCAGAUGGUAACACUGACUUCCUGUUGGUGGGAGCUCCCCUGUUCUAUCAGCCCCAUGAGAAGAAAGAAGGCCGGAUAUAUGUCUACAUUCUGUCUGAGAAGAUGCAGCUGGAAACUGUACUAAAUGUGACAGCACCAUCCAUGGGCAGAUUUGGCACCACCAUUUCCAGCCUUGCGGAUCUUAACGGAGACGAACUCCGAGACGUUGCUGUUGGAGCCCCCCUUGAGGAUGAUAACAGAGGGGCUGUUUACAUCUACCUUGGUGACAGACGCCAUGGGAUACGCAGCAAUUUCAGCCAGAGAAUCAUGGGACAGGAAAUAAAAACUGAGAUGAGAUUCUUCGGACAGGCCAUUGAUGGGGGCAUUGACCUCGGAGAGGACGGACUUCCAGAUAUUUUGAUCGGAUCCCAGGGCAUGGCUGUUGUCUUGAGGUCCCGUCCUGUCUUCAACAUCACCGCACAUCUCUCUUUUCUUCCUAAGGAAAUAAGCACUGAGAAGAUUAACUGUGUGGACAAAACAGAUGGUGAUUUACCCAUGGGGACCUUACAUGUCUGCUUUGAAAUGGUAGAAAGCACAAAGAGCAAAGCCGACGUGAUGAGCUCAGGACUGAACAUCUCAUACAUCCUUAAUGUGGAUCCAGUGAGACAAACCCACCGAGGUUUCUUUGGAAAAGACAAGAAAGCCAGGAGUCUAACUUCCACCUGCAACCUGAUGGCUAAUGCAACUUGCUUUGAGCACUCUGUCAACAUGCCUAAAUGUCUGAAAGACACUUAUUCACCCAUCAGCAUCAAAUUCAACUUUUCCCAAGUCGACAGUGAGAGUGCGAGUGCCGUCCUGAACGUGGACAGCAGAAGGUCGGCUACUGUUGAGGUUCCCUUUGAAAAGCAAUGUGCAAAAAACGACAACUGUGUUGCUGAACUGGAGGUGGAUUUCAACUUCACGACCCCGGCCUUAAUGGUGGCAGAAGAUAGUUACUUCAACGUGACUGUAAAACUGUCCAAUUAUGGUGAUGACUCAUACAACACCAGCCUCACAAUGCACUAUCCUCCUGGCCUCUCCUUCUCCAGGAUGACUAUUACAGAGGCGACUAGACCAACGCUCCACAGCUGUCAUGAUCUUGAAGGGGUGCUUGACAAAACUGUGUGCGGCGUCAGCCUUCCUGUGUAUCGCAGCAGAUCUGCUGCAACGUUUAUAACUACUUUCUACAUCCUAACCGGGUAUGAGUGGAACGACACAAUCCUGAUGACCGUUACUGGAAGAAGUGAUAACGCAAACAUCACAGAGAGCAAUACCGUGACCAAAAUCAUCCCAGUGCAAUUUGAAAUUAAAAUGGGACUAACAGUGAAAGAAGGCACCACCACCUAUCUGAACUUCACAGCAGAAGAGGCAGCACCUAAAAAAAUGGAGAUUAUAUACAAGAUUGAUAAUCCAGGUUUUAAGGCUUUUCCUGUCAACGUGUCUCUGUUCUUCCCAACACAACUGGAACAUAACUUUGAAAUGAAGGAUUAUCAAGUGUCUGUCCAGGAGGACAAAACUCAAUGCAGAAUCCCUGAUCUCAAAACUGAUCACUGCUCUCCAGGAGAACGCCACAAAAUCAUUGCAUGUGACACAUUCAUCCUGGACAAGGAGUCCUCCACUGAGUUCACAUUGUCAGGAGAAGCACAUUUUAGGGGUCUCAAAAAGCAUGCCGAGAAUAUUGCCUUUCUGAAACGAUACACCGGAGACAGCGGGGAGGUGAAAUUCAAAAGCUCCAUAGGUGUUGAAUUUGACGGGCAACAUUACGUGCUGGUUUCUCGUAAACAAGAGAGAAACGAUGGAUUCAUGGAGACGUCUCAUAAAACUUGCUCAUGGAAAGACAACGAUCCAACCAUGAAAUGGAGUGAAGUUCGGGUUGAGUUCAUAAUUCUCCCCAAUCGACUGCUGAUCAUCUUUACUGGAGCUGGAUUGGGUUUGUUGUUUCUCAUCAUAACCACAAUCAUCAUGUGGAAGCUUGGCUGCUUCAAGAGGAAGACGUUUUAUGAAGAAGAGGAGACAGAUGCUGUUCUUCAGGCUGACAGUUCCAACGAGUUUGCCUUUGACCCCAUAGUAGUCAGCCAAUUGGAGACUGAGGGCAAAUCUGACAAACCAUCAGAGGAGAAAUCGCUUCUUGUUGCUGACGAGGCCAAAGACGGCAUCGCAGCAGCUGAUGAAGAGGAGGGACUAGAGUAUAAAAAGUAGUUUACAACCAUGAAGGUGGGCUGACAAAUGCCUGAACUCUGAAGGGUGCACCAGGCACAUCAUUAUUAGUGAGCAAAAUUACUGAAGGAACAGCUUGUAAUUUUUGCAAAUAGGCUUAUUUGCUUCCUAGCUGAGAGUCAAAGAAGAUACCACUCCAAAUAUGAAGCUGGAGCCACAAGAUGGAGAGAUUUGAUUUGCAUAUAGAUAAGACACAAAGGGAAGUGGUAGCUUGGCUCUGUUCAAUGUAGCAACAUCUGAUAAACCAAGUAAUUUUUGUUUUAUCCAUACAGUCCAAAUAUUACAAAUUUGCCUCAAGGGUCUUUACAGAUGUUCAACAAAAUGACACCUUCUGUCCUUAAAGACUCAAACUGAAAAAAUAAAAACGAAAUAAUGAAGGAAACCCGAAGAAAAGGAACUGAGGAGGGGUCCCUCCUACAGGACAGACUGACAUGCAGUAGAUAUCAUGUGUACAUAAUAGAUCUACAUUGCAUUCUUACAAAAUGGAUAAACAGCAUGGUCAAAAUAUAGAUUGUAAAUAUACAAGAGGAAUAUGAUAUGGAAAAAAAAAAUAUGUUGUCGUUCUGUGAUGUUUGUCCUUUGUACAGGAAAAACCCUUCUUUUUAUUAUCUCUCUCUGUACAUUACUUGACCGCGUUUUGUAAAGAUUUCUGUAACUGUUGACAUGUCCAUCAGAUGGGACCUGGGCCACACGACCUGGAGUGGGGACAGACAAACCAAACACAGGAGGCCAUGCACAUCCUGAACACAUAACCUCCAGCUCCCAGCUACUCUAGCUCACUGAUUUUCCUCUUAUAUCUCGUUUUACAAAAACCUUCACUCAGUCACCACGGUGAUAUCUACAUGUGGGACCUUGGUCACGUGAUAACCGGUGCUCCUAAAGAGUGGAUCCCCACAGAGAAGACAACCAACAUCACAGCAACCGUGAGGAGCUCUAUGAAGCUGGACAGGAAUCUGAUCCAACACCAGAAGCAUCAGAUUCAGACUGUUGACAGAAAACGCUCCAUACAUGACAGACCUGUUAUCACAUUACUGAUGUCCCAUACCUGCAAUGGGUCGCAUGAUGACAACUGUGCAAAAUAAAUGCUUUUUUAGUUUUUUGGUCAAAUUAUGAAAUGUUUUUGGAGCAUUGUUAUUCCAUGAAAUACCAUGGUUGUGUUACAUCAGGCACAACAAAGUUAAGUGAAAACAUAACAAGUUUAAAUUCCAGGUAUGAUCCCUGUGUCCGGCCUAGGGUGCCGUCUCUACUAAUGUAUAUUUACACUUUAAAAUACUGUAUAGUCAGCCUUUACCUACUUGAUCUUCUGCACAGGUUUUAUCUCCUUGUUUAUCCAAUGUUGUGCCGUAAUAUUGUUACGUUUUUAUGCUUUUUCAAUAAAAAAAUUAAAGUGAGAGAA